GAAGCAAAAUAAAAUUCAAAAUUUGAAAUGAGUUCAUAAAAAGUUAGGUAUUUCAAAACACAUUAGCUACAAAAAAUGUUCGACAAACCGCUGCUGAUUCUGUUCCGCCGUGCGCUCCCGCGAACCUCAUCGUGGUGCAGGAGCUUCGCUAUCAAACCGGCGGAGCAUGUUCCGGACGGACGACCGGACUCGGGCGGAUCUCCCGCCGGCCAAAGCACCUCGGAAAAGCUGAUAAAGGUGGCCAUUAUCGGGGUGCCGAACGCGGGCAAAAGUACGCUGAUUAAUCACCUGAUUGACCACCGGGUUUGUCCCACGUCGAUGAAGGUUCAUACAACAAGGACAGUUUCGAAGGCGAUCCAGAGUCGGUCAAAUUCGCAGAUUAUUCUGUUUGACACGCCUGGGUUGGUUGGGGAAAAGGAGAUGAAAAAGCACCAGCUGGAUGCCGGGUUUGUGUCCUCGUGCCGGCACGCCGUCCAGAAUUCACACCUCAUCGGAGUGGUUCACGACGUGUCCAACACGUGGACUCGGAAUGCACUCAAUCCGGUGCUGCUGGAGGUGCUCAAGGCUCAUGCCAGCAUUCCGAGCUUCCUCAUUCUGAAUAAAAUCGAUACGCUCAAGUCGAAGCGGAUUUUGCUGGACAUUGUGAAGAAUGUGACCAACAAUCGGCUUGAAAGCAUAAAGAACUACAGCAUCCGGAAGCGCAAGAGCACCGACAAGCAAGAGGAAGUCUCGCAAAAAGCCCCGGAAGCGGAAGGUUGGCCACACUUUUCGGAAAUCUUUAUGGUUUCAGCGAUGACCGGCGAUGGGUUGAAGGAAAUCAUGAGCUUUGUCCAGUCGCAUGCAAAAACCGGCCCUUGGGAACAUCUGGCCACGGAGCACACCGACCAGACGCCGGAGGAGCUCAUCGUGCAGAGCGUCCGGGCCCGGCUGCUGGACUAUCUGCCGCAGGAGAUUCCGUACCUGCUGCAGACGGAGCUGGAAUUUUACGAAAACAUCAAGGGAAAAAUCUUUGCCAGUGCCGUCGUGACGUGCCCGAGUGAGCGUCUCGAGCGGUUGGUUUGUGGCGAGGCGAACGGCAAGCUCCGGCAGAUCACCGAACGAGUCACUUCGGAUCUGAUCGAAACGUUUGCGGGACCCGUCUCGUUGACCAUCGCCACGAGGAUAAAGGGGAAGGAAAAGUAAUGGGGGUGUUGUAGAUGAGAUGUAAUUAAUAAAUUAUGAAAAAAAGUAAAUAAAAAAGUCUUUGAAUA
Culex pipiens pallens (northern house mosquito) is the source of this 1250-nucleotide messenger RNA. RefSeq names its product GTPase Era, mitochondrial. Gene Ontology annotation, biological process: ribosomal small subunit assembly. Lineage: Eukaryota; Metazoa; Arthropoda; Insecta; Diptera; Culicidae. The coding region runs from base 76 to 1182 and encodes 368 amino acids. The record is from RefSeq and is a predicted model, not a curated record. Gene Ontology annotation, cellular component: mitochondrial matrix. The transcript is spliced from 2 exons. Gene Ontology annotation, molecular function: GTP binding; rRNA binding; ribosomal small subunit binding.